Messenger RNA from Gongylonema pulchrum, 345 nucleotides. Lineage: Eukaryota; Metazoa; Nematoda; Chromadorea; Rhabditida; Gongylonematidae. The record is from the annotation of a GenBank genome assembly.
AUGGGUUUUUUUUUCAGAUUGGCCAAUGACCUAGCAAUGUGGAAGCCGUAUUCACCUGUCUUCAAUAACUGCAAUAGGCGAAAAGAAUUUGAAGAAUCAGAUGAUGGACUCUUCCAACUUUGCCGACCGCCGAACAGGAAAGGUUCUGUACAUAGCGAUUCAAAUGUUUCGUGUUCUCGUCACUCCGUACUAACAGUUAAUGCAUUGAGCAGUGAUAAGGCGCAUAACUUUUGCAUAUUGGCAAACGUUAACGAUGGGCGAUUGCUUAUUGGCACUGAAUUUGGGGUUUGUAUUGAUUUUAUUCUCUGUAAUAUGAUUGCUAAGCGGAUUUCUUUCAUCAACUGA